This is a messenger RNA of Phytophthora nicotianae INRA-310, 2025 nucleotides long. RefSeq lists its product as hypothetical. The transcript has 2 exons. NCBI's taxonomy places the organism in Eukaryota, Oomycota, Peronosporomycetes, Peronosporales, Peronosporaceae. The record is from RefSeq and is a predicted model, not a curated record. The coding region runs from base 63 to 1754 and encodes 563 amino acids. Gene Ontology annotation, biological process: translation. Gene Ontology annotation, molecular function: GTPase activity; translation release factor activity; GTP binding. Gene Ontology annotation, cellular component: translation release factor complex.
ACGGCAGGGCUGCCCAGCUCCAAUGCGUCAUUCGGACGAGUGAAUCCAAACAGGAAAGCAGCAUGGACGGCAGCAACCCCCCCAAGAAGACGCUGAGCGCGACGGCCAAGGAAUUCUCCUUCAACCCCGGUGCCACUACUUGGACGCCGCCCGCGUCCUUCACGCCACCGCCCCCGGCUCCCGCUCCGGCUCGCGCUUUUGACGUAGCAAUGCCCGUUCCUAAGAAGGGUGGUGCUGCUGUGCUUGGCGCCAAGCCUGCGGCCGCUCCGGUCCCGGCUGCCCCUGCUCCGCCUGCUGCUGAGCCCGUGGCCCAGCUGGAGGAAAAGGUGCAGGAGCUGGCCGUCGAAGAGAAGAAGGAGGAGCCUAAGGCUGAAGAACCCAAGGAUGAGGAGCCCAAGGAGGAGGCCGCUGAGGAGGAGGAAGAUACAUUCGAAGAGGAGGAAGAAGUCGGUGAUGAGGACCCGCGUGAACACCUCAACGUUGUGCUCAUUGGCCACGUCGAUGCCGGCAAGUCCACACUGUCCGGCAACCUGCUGUACCUCAUGGAUAUGGUGGAUAAGCGUACUAUCGAGCGUUACGAGCGCGAGGCCAAGCAGCGGAACCGUGACAGUUGGUUCCUGGCCUACAUCAUGGACACGGGCGAGGAGGAACGUGCCAAGGGUAAGACCGUGGAGGUUGGACGUGCUCACUUCGAGACGGAAACUCGUCGUUUCACGAUUCUGGACGCUCCCGGACACAAGAACUACGUGCCCAACAUGAUCCAGGGUGCGUCGCAGGCCGAUGUGGGUAUCCUCGUGAUUUCGGCCCGUAAGGGUGAGUUUGAGACGGGUUUCGAGCGUGGUGGACAGACCCGUGAGCACGCUAUGCUGGCCAAGACUCUGGGUAUCAACAAGCUCAUUGUCGUGAUCAACAAGAUGGACGAGUGCAACUGGGGUCAGGAACGUUACGAUGAGUGCGUCACCAAGCUCCGUCCGUUCCUGCGAAUGUGCGGAUUCGCUGUCAAGCGUGAUGUCGCCUUCAUCCCCGUGUCUGGACUGCAUGGCGACAAUGUCAAGGUGCGCGUGGACAAGUCUAAGGCUCCGUGGUACGAAGGCGAGUCGCUCAUUGACCACAUGGACACGAUGCACAUUGGCAACCGUAACCCGGAUGGCCCGAUGCGUGUACCCAUUCUGGACCGCUACGCCGACCGCGGCACCAUUGCUCUGGGUAAGGUGGAGUCGGGUAUCCUCAAGACUGGCCAGAAGGUGCUGCUGAUGCCCACGAACACUACGGCUGUUGUGAACCAAGUAUAUAUUAACGAGCAGCCUGUGCGCACGGCCAAGCCCGGUGAGAACGUGACGAUUCGUCUGUCUUGCGGUCUUGACGACGUCCAGAAGGGAUUUGUUCUCUGCGGAAUGAAGGAGGAGACCCCACCUCGCGCCAUUCACGCGUUCGCGGCUCAGAUUGCGCUGGUGGACACACUGGAGCACCGUCCGCUGUUGACUGCUGGUUACAAGUGUAUCCUCCACAUCCACACUGUGGCUCAGGAGUGCGUGAUCGCGAAGUUGCUGCGUCCUAUUGACCCGAAGACGGGCAAGCCGGUAAAGAAGCACGUGACCUUCAUUAAGCAGGGCCAGUCGGUGGUCUGCCGGAUUGAAGUGGAGCAGAGCAUCACGAUCGAGACGUUUGCCAACAUGCCGCAGCUGGGCCGUCUCACCCUUCGUGACGAGGGUAAGACGAUUGCCAUCGGAAAGGUGCUGGCGCUCGAGAAAUAAGCAACUCCCAUGUCUGAACUGUAAGCGGGCAAUGAAUACGAGGAGGCAAGAGAGUCCGCUCAUGAGUGAUGCUUCUUGUUGAAGCAGGAUAGACAGGAGCAAGAGCUGCAUAGCUGUGUGCGAGCUCCUGACGGUACACCAGGCGCUUCAUGUCACUUCCAGUUGAGCUGCUGGAUCGGCCGCUUGUCUUGUGUAUAGCUAUGUUCUCCACAGCUCAGCAAGUGGCUGCCGCGUAAAGGAAAAGAAAAUGCAUGUAGCUGUCACUUUGGCA